CACCACCACCUGGGGGCAAUAUUGCCUCCCUAACUCGCCGGCUGUGGGGGGAAUUCGACUACAUCAAAAUCAUCCACUGCACCGCAGAAUAAUAAUUUUAAAACAAAUCUGUGAGCAAAGCUGAGCAGAGAAUCAGGGCAGAGUUGACGGAAGGCAUGCGGAGAUCAAGAGACAGAGAAUAGCUGUGGUCUUCUCGUCUGUCAAGUCUAGCGUGCUGUAGUUGGUCUACGGCAGCUCCCCGCAACCAGCGCGAUCAGGGGAGGGACACUAGCAGCACCGCUUAGCCAGAGAAGGAGGGGAUCCACACAGCCAAAUUGAUGGUAGUGGGAAUCUGAGAGCGAAUACUCUUGACGAACAAGACGACUAAUCUACACUUCUAGCGCAGAGAGCGGCCGCGGUGAACCUGGAUGCUAUGGAGAUGUCUGAGGCGUUGUCACAGCAGGAGCGACUCCAGGCUUUAGCGGAGAAGAGGAAGAGACAGGCGGAGAUCGAGAACAAGAAACGACAGCUGGAGGAUGACCGCCGGCAGCUCCAGCACCUCAAGUCAAAGGCGUUGCGGGAGCGGUGGCUGUUGGACGGAGUGCCAUCUGGAGGCCCGGAGGAGGAUGAGGCCAAGAAACAGCUGCAGGAGGACGAGGCCAAGUUGAAGGCCCUAGAGGAGACCAUCAGCAGACUGGAGCAGGAGCUGGAGGAGUUGGAGACUGGUGUGUCUGCGACGUCCACCAAAGAAAAUCUGUCAGAUGACGCCAAGGAGGACAGUAAGACAGCAGAUAUCAAAGUCGCUGCUGCCUCAGUAAAAGAGGUCAAAGUGCACCAUAAAGUUCACCACAGCCCUCGUCUGGUGACAUCUGGAGAUGGCUCAGAGAUGAUGAGAGCAGCGAUGUACUCGGUAGAGAUCACCGUGGAGAGGGACAGGGUCACGGGCGAGACUAAGGUGCUCUCCAGUAACACACGGCUGCCCACAGACCUGCAUGGGGUCAUGGUCUAUGAGGACGCCAAUAAAGUUGUUCAUGAGGUGCUCGAGGUGGAUGGUGUGAUGGUGGCUAAUGGCGUGCACCAGCUCAGCUCACUUGAAGUGGAGGAGCUCAUCCUCAAAGCUGACGAGGCCAACCUCAGUGAGGACGGGGUGCCUAAACCUGCCCCCACCCCUGACGAUGCCUCCCCCACCCCUGUCCCCUGCGUGGAGGCCGGCAGCUCACCCCAGAAGGAGAUCACCGGCAUGGAGACCAUGGCCGGGGGAGGUCCUGAGGCGGUUGCCGUAGGAGACGUCAGCGCGGACAACCCCGUCACCAUGGUGUUCAUGGGCUACCAGAGCGUGGAGGAUGAGGCCGAGACCAACAAGGUGCUGGGGCUGGAGGGCACAGUCAAGGCCGAGCUGGUGGUGAUCGAGGACGGGGAGGGCAAAACACCCAGCAGCGCCGCUGUGGCCCCAACUGCCCACGCCGACGCUGAGCAGAGCAAGGAGACCGUGCAGGAGCAGACUCCGCCCAAUGGCAGCACGGCAGAGCCAAUCAAAACCCCCCAGGAGAAGGAGGGGGCGGAUAACGGAGGAGCUGAGGCCACGGGGGCGGAGCUUAAUAACAAGGAGAAGCAGCCAUGCAAGUGCUGUGUGAUCAUGUGAUCAAGAGGGACACGCCCUCACUGGCCCCUACCAGGCACUGACUUUUAAUGAAAAAAAAAAAAGAAACACCCACAAACAUACAAACAAACAAAAACACAGCAACAACAACAACAACAA
Messenger RNA from Clupea harengus (Atlantic herring), 1738 nucleotides. RefSeq names its product paralemmin 1a (gene palm1a). Gene Ontology annotation, biological process: regulation of cell shape. Lineage: Eukaryota; Metazoa; Chordata; Actinopteri; Clupeiformes; Clupeidae. Gene Ontology annotation, cellular component: membrane. The record is from RefSeq and is a predicted model, not a curated record.